AAGGAGACUCAGCAGGACUACACAACCGUAAUCCCAGAGGAAAAGUUAAUUAAGCCUUAACUGCUGAAAAUGGAGUAAAAACAGGCGAGAAAAUCUGAAUGAUCAACUUUUAGAGAAGUUUGUUCUCACCUCUAGUUUUUUUCCCGCUUUUCUGCUGCGAAAUUGGAUGGAUUAAUUAAGUUUUAUAUCAAUUUGGACUACUGUGUAGUACUGUGGGCUUUUUUCCCCCCACGAUGGAUUUAAUCAUUGCCAGACGAACUGGAGUUUUACUCAUUAUUUUCACAUUUUUAAGUCUCUUGUGUGGCUCCAGUGGGGAAAUCCCAGCAAAACCAACCGGCACUGUCACGAUCCUGCCCCCGGUCAAGCCCGACAAUGGCCCCCAGGCCUUUCCAGACGCGGAAAAGGCGAAUUUACCAGUGUUUACAAUGGAUUACCCAAGAAUACAGAUCCCAUUUGAGAUCACUCUCUGGGUGCUGCUGGCUUCAUUCGCAAAGAUUGGUUUCCAUGUGUACCACAAGAUCACCAUCUGGGUGCCAGAGUCUUGCCUCCUGAUCAGCAUUGGACUGAUAGUGGGUGGCAUCAUGCACUCUGUCCAUGAGGAGCCGCCUGCUGUGCUCACCACCAAUGUCUUCUUCCUCUACAUGCUGCCCCCGAUUGUCCUCGACUCGGGCUACUUCAUGCCCACCAGGCCUUUCUUUGAGAACAUUGGCACGGUGUUGUGGUUUGCAGUGGUGGGGACUCUGUGGAACAGCAUUGGCAUCGGCAUGUCUCUGUUUGCCAUUUGCCAGAUUGAAGCGUUUGGCGUGCAGGACAUCAACCUCCAGGAGAACCUGCUGUUCGCCACCAUCAUCUCGGCCGUGGACCCCGUGGCCGUGCUGAGCGUGUUCGAGGAUGUGUCUGUGAACGAGCAGCUCUACAUCGUGGUGUUUGGUGAAUGCCUCUUCAAUGAUGCCGUCACUGUGGUGUUGUACAACAUGUUUAACUUCGUGGCGGAGAUGCCCGUGGUGGAGCCGGUGGAUGUUUUCCUCGGGGUGGCCCGGUUCUUCGUGGUCGGGCUCGGUGGAAUGGGCUUCGGCGUCAUGUUUGGUUUCGUGGCCGCCUUCACCACAAGAUUCACCUCCAAGGUCCGAGAAAUCGAGCCGCUCUUCAUAUUCAUGUACAGCUACCUGGCCUAUCUGGUGGCUGAGCUCUUCGCCAUCUCAUCCAUCAUGGCCAUCGUGACCUGCGCUCUCACCAUGAAGUACUACGUGGAGGAAAAUGUUUCCCAGCGUUCCUGCACAACCAUCCGCCACGUGGUCAAGAUGCUUGGCUCCAUCUCAGAGACGCUCAUCUUCUUCUUCCUGGGAGUUGUCACAAUAACAACGGAGCAUGAGUGGAACACGGGCUACAUCCUGUUCACGCUGCUGUUUGCCUUUAUUUGGAGAGGGCUCGGUGUCUUGGUGCUGACUCAGAUCAUUAACCCUUUCCGCACCAUCCCAUUUAACUUGAAAGAUCAGUUCGGUCUGGCCUACGGUGGCCUGCGAGGUGCUAUUUCCUUCGCCUUGGCCUUCACUCUUCCUGAUACCAUCGGCCGCAAGACGCUUUUUGUCACUGCCACCAUCGUUAUCAUCAUCUUCACUGUGUUUCUACAGGGCAUCAGUAUUCGACCUUUGAUUGAGUUCAUCAACGUGCGCAGAACAAACCGCAAUCUUGACACCAUCAACGUAGAGAUUCACUGCAGGCUCAUGGAGCACACCAUAGCUGGAAUAGAGGACCUCUGUGGACAGUGGAGCCACUUCUACUGGAAAGACAAAUUUAUGAAGUUCAACAAUCGAAUCCUGCGAAGGAUCCUGAUACGAGACAACCGUGCCGAGUCCAGUAUUGUGGCGCUGUAUAAGAAGCUGGAGCUGCAGAACGCCAUGGAGAUCCUGGACACGGUGUCCGGAGACAUCAGCGCUGCUCCAUCCAUUGUCUCUCUCUAUGAGGAAAAGAAAAGCUCUGCUAAACCUAAGAGGAAGUUCAUGGCUGGUGACCUGAAGAACAUGCACGACAUCCUGUCAAAGAACAUGUACAAGAUCAGGCAGCGGACGGUGGCGUACACAACUAAGCACGCCCUGCCCAAUGACAGCCACUCCAGAGAGAUCUUGAUAAGACGCCACGCCAGCAUCCGCCGCAGCCUCCGACCAGGCAGCUUUCAGUCAUCGGUGGUGCCCAAAUCCCACAAAUAUUUCUCCCUUCCUGCUGGAAAGAGUCUGGACUCAAAAUUCCCUCCUGCAAGGCACAGCUAUACAGAUGAUCAGGAAACCAUGUCGGAGGUUGCCUACCCCUCCAGACGCUCUCGGUUUGGCCAGCCGGCACGCUCCUCCUCCAGAGCCAUGAUGCCUCUGCGCAGGCUGGACACACUGACGGAGGCGCCCUCCGUUGACGUGCUGAAUGAAAGCUCAGGGGAGGAGCGGGGCGGUUCGGGCCGUGGCAUGUCCAGGAAAAAAUCCUCCUCUAGUGACUCCCACAUUCCUGCUCCUCACCGUCGUCUCCACUCCUCCGGCGGCAGUGACAGCGGCUCAGCUGAUAACUUCAGAAACGUGCAUCGUGAAGGAGAAGAGGAGCAGCAGCCUUCGUCUCCACCUCCAGCCUGGGCAGCUGAACCCAGAGACGACGCGACACGAAACCCUCUGCUCAGAAGGCCUCAGUGGAACCCAAAGAAGAUAUAAAAGUUUCCCUGGGCUUUCAGGAGCAGCUGGACUGCCACAGAUUGAGACUCAGGUUCUCAAGCAGAUCCAGGGUCUCUACAUAGGACCAAAUAAACACUGGAGGUCCAUUAAUCUCUUAUUAGAGGUGAAUCACCCUCCGAAGUGAGGGAGCUGUAUAUGAACUGUGAGUCAUUCUGAGCAUUUUUAUCCGUUUAGUUCUUUCAUCCAUUCACAUCAAUGUGAUUUUAAAUACUUAUCCUUUGCGAAAGGUUUUUAAUGACGAUGUCAUUUAACUAUUUUAUUUUUUAGUAAUUAUUUCUCUUAUAUUAGAUGUAAAUAUUGUGUUUUUUUGUACUUUAUUCUGUGUGUGUGUGUGUGUGUGUGUGUGUGUGUGUGUGUGUGUGUGUGUGUGUGUGUGUGUGUGUGUGUGUGUGUGUGUGUGUGUGUGUGUGUGUGUGUGUGUGUGUGUGUGUGUGUGUGUGUGUGUGUGUGUGUGUGUGUGUGUGUGUGUGUGUGUGUGUGUGUGUGUGUGUGUGUGUGUGUAUGUGUGUAUGUGUGUGAGAGAGACAGUUGUGAAGAUGCAAGUUUUGUAUAAAGGCCAAAUUAGUUUAACAUGAGGAACUAUUGCUGUGCAGUACAAAGUACUCUUGGAAAACACUGGAGGCCUUCUGUAUGUCUGUUACACUGAUGGGACAUCACAAAUCUGGGCCCACUUAAUCUAUUUUUUUUUCUUUUUCUGUAAUAAAUUUUCUAUGUUGUUGAAACCA
Centropristis striata (black sea bass) is the source of this 3436-nucleotide messenger RNA. It is a transcript of the gene slc9a2, whose product is annotated as solute carrier family 9 member 2. Bases 234 to 2690 code for a protein of 818 amino acids. Lineage: Eukaryota; Metazoa; Chordata; Actinopteri; Perciformes; Serranidae. Gene Ontology annotation, molecular function: sodium:proton antiporter activity. The record is from RefSeq and is a predicted model, not a curated record. Gene Ontology annotation, biological process: proton transmembrane transport; sodium ion transport; regulation of pH. The transcript is spliced from 13 exons. Gene Ontology annotation, cellular component: membrane.